CGCCAUCAUAAUUUUCAGAUUUGUUCGAUGUAAAUCUAUGGAAACAGAAAUUGCAAAUGUGUACUUGACCAUUGCAUUUUGGAAGGUGAGAGAAAAGACGCAAUAGGCCGUUUUUCCCGUUCGUGGUAUUAAUUAAACAGGAAUGAGUUUUUCCUGCAUCGCCUUUCAGCAUUAAAAGGUUAAUUUGGUGCUUACGAGUGCGGAAAAUGCUUGUGCGGUAGGGAAAAAACUUUUUGUUGUCAUACGCGAUGACAUGAAUUGCAAUAUCGGGAUUCAGCAUUUCAAAUUUCUUAAUAUCGCGUGUCGUCACCAGAAAAUUUACACCUCGCGUAUUAAGUGUGUGAGCAAACUUGCUCAAAUACUUUACAGUCAAGUCCGAGUUCCUUGGUUUCUGAUGGAAAUACGCGAGGACUGACCAUAAAAAGCAUUUUUCGUCAGACAGAUUUUUGACAUUUAUAAUGCAAUGUUUGUUUUUAAGAAAUUGCGGUGUUUGAAUGAAACUGGAUGUGAAGAUUGGAUUAAAUUUAAUCACAUUCACAUCCAGUGACUCAAUUUUCUUCAAAACCCAACCUCUGCCAUGUCGAAGAAAGUUGUCAAAAGAUGAGAAGGAUUUUUCUCACGGCCAACAUGAAAUGUUCGUUAAAAUCUUCAUAGUUCUCAAGUACGUUUAGCGCUAUGUUGGAGUAACUAUGAAGAUUCAUUAGAGAUGAGACAGUCUUGCUAACCUCAUCAUCCAUCACCACUAAUUUAUACAACAAAACAUUCAACACGAUGAACCACUUCACGUUUGCAUCAUGGCGUGCAGCGUGCUCCCUAAUUAUAUUGAAAACGUGCCGUUUCGAUCUCUCAAGCACGUUUUUGAUAUUGAUCUCUUCGGGAUCGUCGAUGGUUAUGUGAUGACGGACCGCUGCUAAAUUGACGCCAUGUACUCUUCUUUCCCUCGGCAUGAUGUUAGAUUCUGAAAAACAAAAGAAUAACGAUCAGGAUGACAUAGAAUUAGAGUUUCAUGUAUGUUUUUAAAUCAGUUGUGAAUUGGCAUUGGUAGAAGAAGGCUGUGUGAAAAUGAUAUCUCAAGAUCACAUAAUGUUGCAUGAAAGAUUGAGAUUAUUAUCUUUUGAUAAAAGAUGGACAAAAUCUUCUCCGCAUUUGUCCGCGGAAAACAUGGCAAAAGAAGGAUUUAUAUUCGCAUGUGCCCCAGACAUUGUCCGAUGUGUAUUUUGUUCAAUUUGUUUGGGAAAAUGGGAAGAAAGUUACAUACCAGCAAUAGAACAUGCAAGGUACAGUCCGAACUGUAGAAGGAAAGAUAAUAUAACAAUUAAAGAGGAGAAUUUCGAUAAUAAUAUUCUACGGCAAUAUGAAGAAAGAUAUUUAACUUUCAAGCGUGUAGAAGAUUCAUCCGUUCAAGGAGAGUAUUUUGAAAAGCAUCAUCUACAUUGUGACUAUUGUAAAUCAUUAUCUGGUAAAGCAGAGUAUUUUGUGAGAAAUGGUUAUUUCUUACAUAAAAAUCCAUUCUAUCUUCAAUGUGUCUAUUGCAAAUAUAUUAUCGAAAAUCCAUUUGAAAAAGUAAUGCAUUUACCGUUUUGUUUAUAUGAAGAGUGUGAGAAAGAAGAGCGAGGAGAGGAUUAUCUGGAUAUACCGUAUAGUAAAGAUGAGCUAAAAUCGCAUGCAUGCAGUAUGUUGUAGAAGGUUUUUUAUCUUCCGAGCACAAAAAUUGUCCUUCGAGGACAAAAACUGUCCUCCGAUGACAAAAAUCCUCCCCUCUGAGCACAAAAACUGUCCUCCAAUGACAAAAAUCCUCCCCUCCGAGGACAGAAAUUGUCCUCCGAGGACAAAUAUUGUCAUCGGAGCACAAUUUUCCUCUCCUCCACAGAGGAUAAAAUCAAAGUAAAAAUGUACUUACAUGUACUGGUUGAUGCUGCGUGAAUGACAGGUAUCUCCUCGACUGCACAGGUGGCUAUGCUUCCUUUCAGAUUGCUCGUUAACCUCUCAGGUGUGUUGCCUCGACGAGAGCUCAACUGGUUAUUAGGUUGGAAGCCGUGUUGAGAAAAUGCUGUGAAAAUAAUGAAAUAUUUGAUAACUGAUAAUAUUAGAAAUCAAUCGAGAGGCGGGAAUGCUAUUCAAAAUAUAGAUUGUUUGAGUGAGCCCUAUGUUGAGAGGUGAGAAAAUGCUGAGAAAACAAUGAAAUAUUUAAUAACUGAUAAUAUUAGAGAUUAAUAAGCAUCAUGAGAGCCUAUUCAAAAUAUAGAUUGUUUGAGUGAGUCCUAUGUUGAGACAUGGAGGAGAUUUUUUUCAGCUUCUAGCAGGUGUGGGCAGACACCGUCCCAUGCAGAGUUCUAGACAAGAUUUUUUUCGUCUUCUAACACAUGCCGGUCAUGCAAGGAUGCGAUUCAAAAAUAUAGAAUGUUUGAGUGACAGUUUUUUAUGAUAGGAGAGAGAAUACUCACAAAUCUGAAUGUUGCCAAUAACGAUGUGGGAGCACGUGUUGUAGGGGAGAAAUUUGAAUUUUUUUCGCUUGUAGCACGCUUCACUCUCACUCGCACGAGCCUGGAACAGAGAGAGAAACAUAUGGUAUAUAAACAGAAGUGAUGAGAGGAAAAUUGUCAUUUACAUCAGAGUCUACUUUGAGUAUACUUCGCGAUGAGUUCUCCACCAUCUUCAUACAUCCUGCCAGAUAGCCCACCAGCACACCAGCGCGUGCUCAACUACUGGCAGCGGAAAGCCGCCAUCGCUGCUGCUGAGUCGUCAGCUGCUGCACCCGUCGUCUCACCACUCAACGUGGAACCACCAUCGCCGGGCGGCGAGAUCGUGGUCGGGGACAGCCCUAUUCAAUGCCUGGCUCCAGCUGCUACCUGGGCACCGCGGCGAGCGGUGCUAACUACUCUACCGAACAUCAGGCAGAAGCAGGGGAAGCGGAAGUUGACAUUUGAGGAGGAGGCUGAAGUUAGCGGGGAUGAGGACGAGUCAAUCUACUCUCAAACAAAGAAACGAGCUGCUAUGGAGCACAACUCAUCCAUGGUUCCACUAGUAGAGGAGGUGUGGCGAGCGGGGGAUGAAUUGGACUUUGUGCAACUAAUCAACCAGCCUGCAACCAAACCCUGGAUCCCGCUGAGAGAAUUAAAGGAGCACACUCCCUACCCCAUUAUUGCAGCAAGGGAACAAACAAAUAUGCAUGGACGACGGGUAAUUUUAAAAAUUACCAAUGCAGGAAGCAAAUCUGUGAGUGAGGUAUAUUUACUGCAACGAUUUGCUUCCUGCAUUAGCACAGAGAAAAUAGAGCAAUUUAACGCUAAGUGUAAAAAUUUUGUAAUGAUGGUAACACAUAAGUCGGGGAAUUGGACUGAUAUAAAAAUUGUUAAGCAUUAACAAUUUUCAUAUCUAUACAAUUCGUCGACUUAUGUGAUACGAAUUGUAUAGAUGUAUGUAUGUGUAAAAGUGGUGAAUAAAUUGUAAUAUUGUUUUUAUAAAAA
Nilaparvata lugens (brown planthopper) is the source of this 3467-nucleotide messenger RNA. RefSeq lists its product as uncharacterized. The coding region runs from base 2638 to 3363 and encodes 241 amino acids. The transcript has 2 exons. Lineage: Eukaryota; Metazoa; Arthropoda; Insecta; Hemiptera; Delphacidae. The record is from RefSeq and is a predicted model, not a curated record.